ACGUUUAAACGUCACCGCCGCGGCGGAGAUGUGCUACAGAAAAUUAAACCAUUUAGAGGUGUAUUUGCGGAAAGGAAAGAGAGGGGGGGAGAGAGAGAGAGAGAGAGCGAGGAUUCCUUCAAGCGAGAACGUAGGAUUCUUGGAAACCCUAGCUUCCUCUCCGAAACCUAAGAGCUCGACGACGAUGGUCGGAACCCUAGCGGGCCUCCAAGAUCACCUGAAGCUAGCCAGGGAGUACGCGCUUGAAGGCCUCUAUGAUACCUCCAUAAUCUUCUUCGACGGCGCCAUCGCUCAGAUCAACAAGGAUUGUCAAGUUCUGUACUACGAUGAUGGGCAACAUACUAACCAAACAGCUGUAUUAUGAAAAUGGGUUGUCUGAGAGGAUGAUGCAGGCCAAGAUCUUCAUGUUGCAAGGGAAGGUUUUUGUAUAGGCAUCUGAGCACUCUGGAUGAUGCCAUCAUUCGUUCAAAAUGGAUGAACUGCAAGAAGGCUAUUUCUGAGGAAUUAGACAUUGUCAAACAGUUAGAUGCUGAGUUAAAGGCUUUCAAGGAAAUUCCCGUGUCCAGGCGGUCCUCUUCACCCCCAAUACCUACAAAAUCCUUUGUUUUCCAACCAUUAGAUGAAUACCCAACCUCCUCAGGUGCCCCCUUGGAUGAUCCUGAUGUUUGGAGACCACCUAGCCGAGAUCCACAGAGCAGAAGAUCCUCGAGGGCUGGGCAAGCAGGUACGAGAAAAUCUUCCCAAGAUGCAACAUGGGCACGUAGUUCAUCUAGGGCUGGAACAAUUGGACGUGGGACAAAGUCAAGUGCAGGUAAAAGUAGUUCGGGUGUCAGAUCAUCAACAUCAUCUGGACUGUCAGGGAAGAAAGGCAAAUCAAGCUCUAGCAAGGCAGAUUCACAGAGUGGUGAUGCAGAGGAAGGAAAGCCAAAAAGGGGGCAGUACGAAGGACCGGAUACAGACUUGGCUGCGAUGCUAGAAAGGGAUGUCUUGGAGACUAGCCCUGGUGUAAGGUGGGAUGAUGUUGCAGGGCUCACUGAAGCCAAAAGACUUUUAGAGGAAGCUGUUGUUCUUCCGCUAUGGAUGCCCGAGUAUUUUCAGGGCAUUCGUCGGCCAUGGAAAGGUGUUCUUAUGUUUGGUCCACCUGGUACUGGAAAGACACUUUUGGCUAAGGCUGUAGCUACAGAAUGUGGUACAACAUUUUUCAAUGUUUCUUCUGCUACAUUGGCUUCCAAAUGGCGUGGAGAGAGUGAGCGCAUGGUUCGCUGCCUGUUUGAUCUUGCAAGAGCUUAUGCUCCUAGUACAAUUUUCAUUGAUGAAAUCGAUUCUCUUUGCACUUCUCGAGGAGCUUCAGGUGAGCAUGAAUCAUCCAGAAGGGUGAAAUCUGAACUUUUAGUGCAAGUGGAUGGUGUCAACAACAGCUCUAGUGAAGAUGGUCAACGGAAAAUAGUGAUGGUCUUGGCAGCUACUAAUUUUCCAUGGGACAUAGAUGAGGCACUUAGGAGACGGCUGGAAAAACGGAUAUACAUACCUCUUCCCAAUUUUGAGAGUCGAAAGGAGCUUAUCAAGAUUAAUCUAAGAACUGUUGAGGUAGCUCCGGAUGUAGACAUCGAUGAAGUAGCUCGCCGAACUGAGGGUUAUAGUGGAGAUGAUCUCACAAAUGUCUGCCGAGAUGCUUCAUUGAACGGCAUGAGGAGAAAAAUUGCAGGCAAGACAAGGGAUGAGAUCAAGAACAUGUCUAAGGAUGAGAUCUCAAAUGAUCCUGUAGCCAUGUGUGACUUUGAAGAAGCUCUGAGCAAGGUCCAGAGAAGUGUUUCUGCUGCUGAUAUCGAGCGCCAUGAGAAGUGGUUUGCCGAGUUUGGAUCAGCAUGAUACUCAAGUGAAUUUCUGGAGCAGGUUGAUUCGCAGUUAUCAAAAUCCAUGGUCAUCUCUCUCUCUCUCUCUGUUUUUUUUUAAGAUGCCAUUUUCUGGGCUCUGCAUCAUUUGAGCUAUGUUUGUGCUAAUGUAAGUUAUCAACAUAUGAAACUGUAAUGUCAAAGCGACUGAAGGUGCUUAUUGAAACUAUUCUAGAUAAAAUUGUUAUAUUAGUUAUUAUCUGUAUGAAACUAUAAUUGAUGGAAACAACUUGUCUACUAAA
This is a messenger RNA of Phoenix dactylifera (date palm), 2134 nucleotides long. RefSeq names its product katanin p60 ATPase-containing subunit A1. Gene Ontology annotation, cellular component: microtubule cytoskeleton. Gene Ontology annotation, molecular function: ATP binding; ATP hydrolysis activity; microtubule binding. Gene Ontology annotation, biological process: microtubule severing. NCBI's taxonomy places the organism in Eukaryota, Viridiplantae, Streptophyta, Magnoliopsida, Arecales, Arecaceae. The record is from RefSeq and is a predicted model, not a curated record.